Pogoniulus pusillus (Red-fronted tinkerbird) is the source of this 1932-nucleotide messenger RNA. RefSeq names its product homocysteine inducible ER protein with ubiquitin like domain 1 (gene HERPUD1). The record is from RefSeq and is a predicted model, not a curated record. Bases 38 to 1168 code for a protein of 376 amino acids. Gene Ontology annotation, biological process: endoplasmic reticulum unfolded protein response; negative regulation of endoplasmic reticulum stress-induced intrinsic apoptotic signaling pathway; endoplasmic reticulum calcium ion homeostasis. The transcript has 8 exons. Lineage: Eukaryota; Metazoa; Chordata; Aves; Piciformes; Lybiidae. Gene Ontology annotation, molecular function: transmembrane transporter binding. Gene Ontology annotation, cellular component: endoplasmic reticulum membrane.
GCCGGGGGGAGCUGUUUGUGCCGCUGCCGCCAUCGCCAUGGAGGGGUCGCUGCCGCUGCUGGUCCGGAGCCCCACACAGCGGCACCCCGACCUGCGCCUCCGCGCCGGGCCCGCCUGGACCGUGCGCCGCCUCAAGGCCGAGCUGCGUCGCCUGGUCCCCGAGGCACCGCCUGAAGAAGACCAAAAACUGAUUUAUGCUGGGAAGUUGCUGCUUGACCAUCAGCACCUGGGGGAGCUGCUGCUGAAGCACGGGGAGCUGCAUGCUCUGCACCUGGUCUACAACUUGAAGACUCCUGCAAAUGCACCAGGAACCAGUGCAGAGGUCAAAGCUGAGCAGCCAAAGGCAUCAGCAGGAGCUGCUCCAGGGCCAUCUGUGUCCUCUUCAGCUGGUGGGAGCCUGAGGUGCCCUUCUGGUGGCCAGGCUGCAGCAGAAGGCAGCAGCAGGUUGGAAGCAGCUCAGCAUCCCUGCCCAGCUCUGCCUCCUGCCUUCUCUGCCUACACCACCUACAGCCUGCUCCAGAUGUCCUGGCUCCAGCAGCUCUAUGCCAGGCAAUAUUACCUGCAAUACUUGGCCUCCGCCACAUCUGCUGACCCAUCUCGUGCCCAGCGUCCUCGGGAGGUACCAGUGCCCCCAGUGGCCCCUCCAGCCCCUCUGGCAGACCCCCUUCCUGCCCCAAACCAGGAUGCUGCUGCCCGGCUCGAUGCGGCGCCCAACCAGAACCUGCGGGUGAAUGCCCAGGGGGGUGCCCUGAUGGAGGAGGAGGAGGAAGGUGCCCAUCGAGACUGGCUGGACUGGCUCUACUCAGCAACACUCUUCUAUGUCUUUGUCAACGUUGUCUACUUCUACUCCAGUGUCAGCAGGUUCCUGCUGGUGAUGGGUGGCACAGUUCUGAUGUACCUGCACCACGUUGGGUGGCUCCCGUUCCGGAGGAGGCCAAUCCAGCCCUUCCCAGGCAAUGCUGCUGCUGCUCCUCCAGCUGCUGGCAACCAGGACCAGAACAACAACCUGCAGGGAGGGAAUGCAGCUGGGGCAGAGCCCCCCGAGGAGGGCCAGGCUGUGCAGGAGCUGCAGCAGCCCAGGCCCUCACUGCUGGGCACAGCAUGGGUCUUCUUCAAGACUUUCUUUGCAUCCCUGCUGCCAGAAGGGCCUGGAGUGACUCGCAACUGACCUCUGGUGCCACGGUUGGCUUCAGCCCGAGGGGCUCUGGAUUCCAGCUCCAGUGGACACUUCCUCUGGCCUUGACAAGCAAAGCAAGCUGCAAGAUGCCUUGAGCUGGGACAGCCCUGGAGCCUGAGCUGCUUGCCCUCAUCCCAAGGAACUUGGUGGGGGAGGGAGGGGCAGCAGCUGUGGGUACCCUCCCGCAGAGGCUUGGGCAUUGCAGGCCCCGAGGUGUGGCAAGGAGUUAGGGAAGCAAAUUGCUUCUGCUGUGCAAUGUGAUUCCUGUUGGAAUGCUUCAAGUGCUAUUUAAACUCACACUGAGUGCAGGACCUCCAGAAGAAGCCAAACCUUUGCUGGCUGUGCAGCAGCAGAGCUUUGGGUUGCUUUGGUGGGUUUGGUGGUUUAUUUUUAAGCCAGAGCUGUUCUUCCAGACUUUGAGCUCUCCCCUGAAGGCUGAGUGGUGCAGUUCCCUUCUUGGAUCUCUUCUUGAGCAGUGGGCAACUUCAGCUUGCCAAAUUCAGAUCACUUAAAGCCAAGGCUUUAGUCCCCCUCCCCUUGCCCUGGGCAAAUCCUGCUCUCCCAGAGGGUGUUCAGCUCUCUCCAGCAAGAAUUGAUGGAGGAUGUCAGGUCCCCUCCACUGCUUUUUGGCUGCCCAGAGCAGUCUGCUGCCUGGGCUUGACUUUGCUCUCCAGAGCAGCUCUUCUGCCUGACCCUUUUGGUUUCUGAUCUGGUUAAAGGGCUUUGAUUCCAAUAAAUUGCAGUUCUGAGGCUCA